Mytilus californianus (California mussel) is the source of this 4339-nucleotide messenger RNA. RefSeq names its product putative ankyrin repeat protein RF_0381. Lineage: Eukaryota; Metazoa; Mollusca; Bivalvia; Mytilida; Mytilidae. Gene Ontology annotation, molecular function: protein binding. The transcript has 19 exons. The coding region runs from base 272 to 4171 and encodes 1299 amino acids. The record is from RefSeq and is a predicted model, not a curated record.
UGUGCACGGUUUCUGCCUCUGUAUUUAGUUGAAUAACUGUACACUGAUCAACCUUUCUUGUUGAUUCAGGUGUCGAAGAUGAUAUAAUAUUUUAAAUAACGUUUUAUGAAAAUGUAAAAAAAACAACAACAUGAAGUAUCAUUUUAGUUUAUUGUAGCAUUCAUAUCUGUCACGGAAUGAUUGACUAAAUGACUAAAUUGAAGGAUUACCCUGUACAUCAAAGAUGUUUUGGAAUUCUUAGUAAGAUAAUUUCUCGCUUAGAACUGUUGCAAUGAGCUUAGAAAAGAGACCUAAACAGCUGGGCGAGGAGCUGCUGCAAGCUGCCUGGAAUGGAGAUAGACGGAAAUUAGAAAGGUGCUUAGACGGAGGAGCAAAUAUGAACUAUCAAGAUUUUAAUGGUGAGACUGCACUUCACUAUGCAGUAUUGAACAGGAACACAGAUAUCGUCCAGUUGCUAAUUGACAGUGGUAUUAAUCUCAAUGUUCAGAACAAAGUUGGAGGGACUGCACUUCACUCUGCUGCAUUGAACAAGAAAACAGAAAUCGUACAUUUGCUUAUUGACAGUGGUAGUAAUCUGAAUUUGCAGAACAAUAUUGGUUUGACUGCACUUCACAACGCUGCAACAGGAGGGAAUACAGAAAUCGUCCAUUUGCUUAUUGACAAUGGUAUUGAUAUAAAUUUGCAGACAAAUCAUGGUAACACUGCACUUCAUGUUGCUGUAUGGAAUGGGAAAACAAAAAUCGUCCAUUUGUUAAUUAACAGUGGUAUUGAUUACAAUUUACAGAACACGAAAAGAAGAACUGCACUUUACGAUGCUGUCAAACACGAUUAUAAUCAUAUAGCAAAGAUUUUAAUUAAAUAUGGAUGUGACAAGAAUCUACAAGACAAUUAUGGAAAUACUAUGUUACAUCAAGCUGCUAGGAAUUACAACUAUGAGAUGGUAAAAUAUUUGUUAAAAAAGGACGGUGACCCAUUGCUACUCAAUAUUAAGGGGGAGACGCCAAAAGACCUGACCAUCGAUGAGGAAAUAAUACAGAUAUUAAAGUAUUAUGAAAAGACCUUUUUACCUGGUCUCCCAACUGAAGUUAAAAAAUUCGAUAAGAAAUCAGCGAAGGUGUUCUCUAGUCUUUUGGAAGAAGAAAGUUAUCCACACUUUGAAUCGCGUGUAAUGUUAGUUGGCGAAAAGGGUAAAGGGAAGACAACUAUAGCCAGAUAUCUUGUAGGAAAACGACCCUCUAGAUUCAGGAUUGCAACCAACGGGAUAGAAUUAUUCAAUGGGCUUUCAUAUAUAGAUCGUCAAACAAAGGAUUGGCUUGGUGGAAGGCAAGAUUUUUCACUCGAGGAAUUGGCUGUUAGCAGAUCUCUUUUACAAGAAGACAACAGAAAGAAAAAUUUAAUAUCACCAAUUAAAACGUAUACCAGUAAAUAUAUACCCGACGUGUCAUUAUCGGCCGUUGACGGAAAACUUAAACAUGAAUCAAAUGAACCAUCUUCCUCCGAUGCGACUUUAGAGUAUGACUUUGAUGGUUUGUCGUCUACUAAAACAUUUAUUACUGAAAAUGUUAAAACCAUGUCUGAUCAUCAGUUAAAGACAGUACCCGUUUAUUCUGGUAUUUGUGGAACAGACAUGCAAGACAUAAUCCGUGGUGCGGAAAGGCAGUCUGGUAGAUUAUUUGACGACAAUCAAAGUUCGGAUUGCCCUAGCAAUCGGAAUGAACCAGUAAUACAUGACUACCCGACUGUAAAAGAAAAUACUGAUUCCAUGAAUAAAAGAGAAUUAAUUGAAGCUCUGCAUGACACUGUUUUAGAUGAUACAUGUUCGAAAUCACGGUUAAAUGGUGACAUGCACAUACAAACUUUAACUAAAUCUGGAGUUAUCAGGAAGCUAAAAAAUAUUUUUGGAGUUACCAAAACAGUCAAAGAAAUCAAAGUCUCAAUCACAAAAGAGAAAUUUUUAAAGAAGUCUAUUCAAGCUGGGAAAAGGCAGUUACAUAACAAAAUGAUAGCACCUAUAAUUAUCUGGGAUUUUGGUGGACAUGAUGUUUUCUAUUCAACACAUCAAACUUUUUUAACGUAUAGAGCUAUUUACAUGAUAGUGUUGGAUGGAAGUAGAACCCUCGACGAUCCUUGUCAACAUGAACAGUAUAUCCCAGGGAAAAGUGGACCUAAAACAGCAAAAGAUUAUCUAAGAUUCUGGAUCAAUGCGAUUGUAACAUAUUGCAAAGGAAGUAUCCCGGGUUAUCCUAAAAUUAUGAUUGUUCUGACCCACAAGGAUCAAGUUAAACCUAAUGAAGUUGAACAAAGACGACAUAAACUAUUUGCAGAUAUCAAACAGAUGUUUGAAAAAACACCAAUUAUGAAUCAGUUGGUAAUUGAGGAUAUGAUAUUUGUAAAUGCUAAAGACAAAUGUGACACAGAAAUGAUUAAGAUUAAGAAUACUAUCAUCAGAGAAACGGAAAGACAACCAACAUGGGGCGAACGUCUUCCAAAGUGCUUUAUCCCUCUAGAACUGGAAUUUGCAUCGCUGAUCAAACGCAACAUUCCGCUGAUUACACUAGAGCAUCUAAAGAAAAUAAACGUUCGGCAGCCAAUUAGACCACUGAAAGAUUUAGAGUUAAAGGUAUUUCUGAAGUUUCAACAUUCUAUUGGCAAGGUUUUGUACUUUGAUGAACAUAACUUGGACAAUCAUGUAAUUUUGUCUCCAACCCAUCUUAUUGAUGCCUUUAAAUCUAUUGUUACUGACAGAACAUUUUGUGAAGGUGACAGAAAAAGAGAAGAGUUGUGGGAUGUCAUGAGCAAGACAGGUGUAAUAUCAAAAAAGGUUAUCCAAGUAGUUUGGAAGAAAAAAAAAUAUCAGAAAUUUUACAGAGACAAGGAAUAUCUAUUGGAUGUCAUGACCCAUCUGGAUAUUUUGGUAGACCCAAAGAGAUACGACAAUGACCAAAAACGUAUUCCUGCUGACUUCUACUAUAUUGCAAGUAUGGUACGGACAAAAGAUGACUCUGGAUACCUUCAAACAGCUAGUUUCACACUAAGAAAUAUAGCCAUAGCCUUUCACUCGUCAUCCUUGAUGAUACCCCCUGCAUUAUCCUUUAGAUUUAUCAGUUACUGUCUCUAUGUAUGGGCAGUGAAAAAGUAUGGACAGACCAACAAGGACAUGUUAUUUCAUAGGUCUGGAGUGUUCACCGUUGAUCCUUCUUUAGAUCUGUACAUUCUCUGCGAAGAUGAGCGGAUUAUUGCCCGUCUUGUUCAUGCCAGAACGAACUCAUUAAUAAUGAGGGAUCUUGCAUCCAGCAUAACUGAAUGUUUAACGUCUGCCUUGGAGAGAAUAAGCCAGUUGUAUAUAAGAACAAGUAGCGACUUAAAGCAAACCAGUGAUGCAUCCUUUAUAACCAGCAUAUGUUGUAACUCACCAGAUAACCCAUGUAUCCUCCAAGUCAACGAACUAGCGAACAUAGGCGAAGUUUGGAUAUGUCCUGCUCACGGCAUUGAACACAAAAUACAUAUUAUCACAUCGUGGUUUUCAGGAAAGAAUGAAGAUGAAUGUGAAGCAGGAUGCCCAGUUACAAAUGACGACUUUUUGAAAGUGACGCCAUCAGAUAUCCACUUACGUCGUAUGUCACUAAUGUAUAGUAGAAAUAACGUCAGAGAACUUGCUAUACGCUUAGGAUUGUCGACGACUGAUGUUGAUAAUAUGUUAGACACUGAUGAUCCACGGAAAUGGAACUUUGAAGUUUUGAGACAAUGCCGGAAUAGUGUUGCAAUGACAUUUAACCACAUCAAAGAAGCAAUAGAAGCAAGUGGACAAGAUAGUAUCCACAGACUAUGCAAGCUUGUGAAAGGUGGUUCAAUUGAUUUUGAUCUGCAGCAAGAGAAGUGGGAUUCGGUACCUACAGAAGAACACAUUGAUAGAUUGGCUCCAUUAGUAGGAAAUAACUCUCUCCCGUUCCUGAUCGAACUUGGAAUGGAGUUUCAAACCUGGGAGCAGAUUAGCUACAGGCAUAAUGAAAGAGAUUUGGUACGACUGAACAAGGAUAUUUUAGAAGAAUGGAGAAACAAGUUUUGCACGAUACAUAGUCUGAAACCAACAUUGAGGACAAUCGCACAGGCAUUUUCUAACAUCGGCAAAAGUGUAAAAAUCGUUGAAAACACAUUGUCAGAUUUGUUUUGACUACUAGCAUUGUUGCUUGUUAUUUUCAUAUGAUUAUCAUUUUACAUGUAAAUUGUUUCAAUUUGUCAUAUUUGAUAUAUAUAUAUUCAGAACUUUGUGUUUUACAAAAUGGUUAUGCAUUCAAUGCUGAACUAUGUAUGUAUAUUGAAUAGCAGCAUUUUAAUAAUG